Molecule: messenger RNA, 3111 nt
Organism: Hypoxylon fragiforme
Lineage: Eukaryota; Fungi; Ascomycota; Sordariomycetes; Xylariales; Hypoxylaceae
Product: fungal-specific transcription factor domain-containing protein
Exons: 2
Coding region: 1-3111 (1036 amino acids)
Biological process (GO): regulation of DNA-templated transcription; DNA-templated transcription
Molecular function (GO): DNA binding; zinc ion binding; DNA-binding transcription factor activity, RNA polymerase II-specific
Source: RefSeq, a predicted model, not a curated record
AUGGUAACUCUCAUCAAUAGUAACGGCCCGGACCCGUUGCCGACCCCGAAGCAGAUCCGUUUCGUUAAUAACCAAGGUCAACCGCCGACUAAGAGGAGAAGAAUAAACGCUGCAUGCCUUACUUGCCGUAGACGAAAAACGAGAUGUGCUGGCGAACAUCCCACUUGCUCGACAUGCACCAAGAACGGACACGUUUGUCUCGGAUAUACAGAUAGUAUCGAGAAGGGUAACAAGAAAGAGCCUGAUCGUGGAACAGACGGUAGUAAUUUCGACGCCGACGAUGAUGAAUAUUUAGACGAAGAACCCGAGGUUGAUCGCAAGCGGUGGAAAAGCAACAAUGGCACGAGCAAAAAUGGGAUUCGGCCAUUUGAAGUCCCGGAGGAGUCUUCUUCCAAACCCGGUCGCAUGUCCGAAUCGACCCAGGAUCGUAUAAAACCUGAUGUACAUUUAAAAUCGGAAACUGUAGACUGGGAAGAGCCCGCCUCGCAACCGACGCCUCGCCCCGAACCUCUGCGACGACCCAACAACCCGCGAAAUCAGUCAUUUUCGACCGACGGCGGCCAUAGCGAUACGGGGCAUUCGCCUAUACAAUACCAUAAUGAGAGUCAUCGAGUCCCCUAUUUUCGCUAUUUUGGGCCUACCGCUAUAGUGCCUGGGUUUAAACAGAUGGUGGUCAAAGUCCGGGAUCGCAGACGAAGUUCUAUAUCAGCUACUUCGCCUAGCGGUGCAAGUUCCAUAUUCUCCGGUCUUAUGAACACCAUGCAACCUGACCUUGAGCUCGGCCAUCUUGAGGAUAUGCCCGUCUACGAUCCGACCGACACAAACGACGUUCAUCCCUUAAUCAUCCACCUUGUCGACACCUUCUUCGUACAUCUCGGCAGUAACUACCCCUUUUUGCGGCGUGACAAGUUCCCCAAGCUGGUCCAAGAAAAGCGAGUCGAACCGAUAUUAGUGGAUGCUGUGUGCGCCUUAUCAGCCCGCUUCUCUGAUCACCCUAUAUUCCGGAAAUGGAACGAAGGUAAACUGGUGAAGUCUGAAUAUGGCUACAUCUACGCGCAGCGAGCCAAAUCAGCGACGGUGGACACUUUCCCGUGCCCAUCAGUCGCUGCUGUUCAAGCAUGCCUAUUGAUGGCAUACGAUGGUUUCGGUGCCGACCAGGACAGCGCAUUAUGGAUGUACCUCGGGAUAGCGCUUCGUAUGGCAAUAGACUUGGGUUUGACCAAGGAAGACGGGGUGCGAUACCAGGGCGAGAGGGAUCCUUGGUAUUUACGUGGCUAUAAUAGGAAGGAAAGCGACGACUUCACCCCACAGGGUUUCCAACAGAAUCAUUCCGGGGUGGACAGAAGCUCUCUAAGCCCAGAAGAGCAAAAGGAAGUUGAACAAGAGCGUAUCGAUACCUUCUGGGCUGUUUUCUUCUUAGAUCGGGCCAUAUCUUCCGGGACUGGUCGGCCAGUCACUCUUAAAGAUGACGAUUUCGAGUUAGAGCUUCCCAGAGCCUCUAUCGACCCGAUGACCGGUUGGCCUAACCCAUUGGCAUCUCUCUUGCAAAUCAUUCAUCUUUACGGUCGAGUCUCCGAUGUGUUGAAUAACAUCGCACAUGCUCAGGAUCUCACACAGGACAAGUUGAAUAAGCUUGUGCAGAUGGAGAAUGAACUUACGAGGCUUCAUCAGAGGACAGAUCCGCGACUUCGAUUCGAUGCUAAUAACUUCCAGGCCCACGUCAAGAAUGGCCAGGGCACAACAUUCAUCUUACUGCACUUCUGGUUUCACGCCUUGAUCAUCGUUCUGCAUCAGCCGACGCUCUUAACGAAAGAAGGCACCAUUAGUCGGGCGCACCAACUGAAAACACAUAGUCGAGAGUUAUCCAUGUCCAGCGCGAAGACGAUAGCCGACAUUCUUGCGUUUGCUGAAUUAGUCGAUCCGAAAUGUUUUAUAGGGAAUCCAUUCACCUCACAGCCUAUAUAUAUCGCGGCCUGUGCAUUCCUUAAGGAGUCCAGAACUAGUUCGUCGCAACCACCUUCGAGAGAUACAACCCCUCCACCUGAACUUAGGGGUCAGGGGAAUAAUAGGGGUGGCUCAGCUAUAGUCGACUUAGGCCCAUCCUCUCGACAUUUACUCUUAGCCUCCGCUGCUAAUCAGAAUUACCAAGCGUGUUAUAAGGCUUUAAAGCAGAUGCAUGCUUAUUGGGGAGGCGUUCGAUACAUACUAACCGCCUUGGACCAGAAACUAGAUGGACAGUGGGACUGUGAGACAUACACGAACGAAGAGUACGAGAGCGCUCGACGAUACCGCCAGCAAAGUGUUAUUGCCAGAUUUGCAAAACAAGUUGACUAUCCUGCGUCUCCGAUCCCCGACAACGGCCCUCCUCUGGCAUGGUCACUGACUGGAACCACCAAUUCGCCAAAUUCGAGUCUUACUCUUCUCUUUCAGAAUCCCGUAAACCACGGCGUCAUGCCCUCGCAAGUCUCGACGUCAGCGGCAACGUCACACGUUGCCCCCACAUCAGCACCUACGCCUCCUGGAAAUAUGAUAUAUGAUCCCAUACGCCAGAGCCUCCCCGAGACUACCGCAUCCAUCUACCAUUCCGCAUACCCUCAACCCAAUACCUCCGCUCUACGUCAUUCAAUAAAUCGUCCUCGGCGCGUGUCAGGGGGUGGCUCAGGCACCCAGGGCAAAUCUUCCUAUUUACGUUAUGAAAGUCUAGCACAAGACGACCCAACUAAAACGUCUACCGGAACUCAAGUCCCUCUUAGCACAGCACCUACCUCCUACACGCCGUCAUCGCAGCAGUCCAAUUACGAGCAGCCAUCAGGGUCUAGCUCGUACCCGACGCACGACUCGCCAUCUAGCAGCAGCGCGCAGAGUCAGAUUGCAUCGGGUGACGGAGGCCCGUCCAAUUUCGCACAGAGUGGUAGUGGCCUCGCAUCCAGCGGAUACUCGUACCUAGGGCCAGGUGGGGCGUCAAACUUGCACCUGCUGACGUAUGACAACGAGACGGACAUCGGACAACACCUUACCAGCUUUGAGAGCACCGAAAUGCUCAGCUGGUUUGGGGAUUACUUUCCUGGGGAUAGCACGUGGUUGUUCCCGGGCGACUCGGGGAUGUCUUGA